Lasiosphaeria miniovina is the source of this 1269-nucleotide messenger RNA. RefSeq names its product alpha/beta hydrolase fold protein. Gene Ontology annotation, molecular function: hydrolase activity. The transcript has 3 exons. Bases 1 to 1269 code for a protein of 422 amino acids. The record is from RefSeq and is a predicted model, not a curated record. NCBI's taxonomy places the organism in Eukaryota, Fungi, Ascomycota, Sordariomycetes, Sordariales, Lasiosphaeriaceae.
AUGCCUCGGGAACAGACACGCUCGCCGGCCGAGCGUGGCGCCGACACGGAGGAUACUGUGCAGUGCGAAACACCAGGCCUGCUGUCGAGGCUGGCGCAUGCAGGCAAAAUAUAUACCAUCAAGGGGUUUGUGGCUCCCAUGAUGUGGAUGCGCGAGUGGAAGGAAUACUUUCAACCGCCCGAGGGGGGGCCCAAUAUCGUGAAGACAUACGAGUCCCGGCCAACACUUCCAAUCCGCAUCUUUUUUCCCGCUUCCUACGACGUGACCUCUCACAACCCACUGCCAACCCUCUUUACCAUCCACGGAGGCGGUUUCUGCCUCGGACACGUCAGUGACGACGACGCGUGGAACCGCGCCUUUGCUGAUGAAAACGACUUACUCGUCGUCGCCCUCAACUACUCUAAAGCGCCCGGCUAUCCUUUCCCCACCGCAGUGCACGACGUUGAAGCGCUGCUUCUUGCCGUGCUGGCCGACGAGUCCAUCCCCAUCGACCGCCGCCCCCGCACGGCUUCUUCCGGCCUCAGUCGCACCGCGUUGCUUGGCUUCUCGGCCGGCGGCAACCUGUCGCUCAGCGUGAGCCAGCUGCCCAGCGUUCGCUCCCAUCCGCUCGCCCCUGCGGCCGCACUCAGCGUCUAUGGCGUGCUAGACCUGAGCGUGCCGCCGAACGAGAAGCUUGCCAACCGCCCCUGGAAGCCCUCGCUUCCCUCCCCUCGCGGUGACUCUACCGACGGACUCGUUGGUCUUGCCCCCACAUUCGAUUGGACGUACAUUCCAUAUGCCCACGACCUGCGCGACCCGCUGCUCAGCCCUCUUUUUGCCCAGCGCGCGGACCUGCCGCCGUUUGUCGGCAUCGUGGCUGCCGAGCUGGACAUGUUGGCAUUCGAGAGCUGGCAGCUAGCGUGUCGGCUUGCGCGGGAGGGCGCCCAGUCCCACGGUGGCGGCGGAAACGCGGCGCGGCAGAUGCCCGACCGCAAGAGCAAAGACGCAAAGUUGCGCGUCUGCGGGCGCGAAACAGAACCCUCGGCCCGGACUGGCGAGCUGGAGGGCAUUGCGCCGGCGGAGCCCGACGAGCGGUUCGCGUUUGAGGAGAACUGGGAUGGAGGCGGCGUCAAGUGGAUGCUCGUCCCGGACGUGCUCCACGGCUUCGACAGCGAGGGUUUCAGGGCGCUGAUGGGCGGCAAGGAGGCUAUCGCGGACGCCGUGGUAAAGACAAAAGCAUAUACCCCCGAAGUUGGAAGAUGGUUGAAGGAUAGGGUGUGGCGUCUGUAA